AUGCUUCAAGGAUUUUGGAAGCGUUGGCAUCAAGAAUACUUGACAUCGCCAAACAUUGCGAUCGGUAAUCUUGUACUGAUCAAGGACUCUAACGCGCCUCCAUCGGCAUGGCUCUUAGGACGGGUAACUCAGGUGUUCACAGGAGAUGAUGGACUCGUCAGAGCGGUUCAGGUUCUCACCAAAUCAGGAGAAGUUACUCGCCCUAUCACGAAGAUUGCAGCCCUACCGGGUUUAGAAACGGAUUCGGCUAGUGCUUUCGGUUCUUUUGGCGACAUAUAUAGGUUCGAGGAUGGCAGCGGAGAUGCGCGUGGUCCAUUGUUGUUGGGCAGAAGCAGCUACUGUGAAUUCGGCAGAGUUCAAGGUCAAGGGCUAGACCAGAACGAAACUGAAGAAGGCGGCGUUGGUGGACAUCGUGACGUGGGUAGACGCCACAGUGUGACCACAAUGGCAACGGCCACAACCAUGGCGGCAUCUUCAACCAUGAUAUUGAGCUCGAGGUCAAGUCGUUUCGGGUUAGCCGAAAUGAACAGAAAUGUGGUUCUGCCAUCGAUGGAUAUUGGUGAACAGCGACAACAACAAUAUCAUCGACAACAGACUGGCAUAUCCAUGAGCUUCAGUAUGUUAUUGGCCAGGAGUUUGACAAAGGAACCGACAAGUAUGAGUCCAAAUAUAUUACCGUCCAUUGAUGGUGUCCCGUUCAUUAUGCUCGGGCAAGAGCGAUUCGAACUGAAACCAGAGACGAUCUUUGUGCUCGGCAUGCGUCUGAGUGUGACGAAAAAUGAUAUUCUCAUGUUCUUUAGUUCCGUGGGAAUGAUCGCUGUGGACCAUGCGAGAAAACCAAGGAUUUUUGUGUACAAAAAUAAGCAAAAUGGACGAUCAAAGGCAUAUCUAUCAACGCGCAAGGGUCGUGGCAUCCGCUUUAGAUAUCCUCGAGAGUUCGCUCCAUCGAACAAUCGGGAACACCAACAGGAUCGGCAGCAGCUGAAUCGUCAACGUCGACCCCGUAAAUGA
Drosophila willistoni is the source of this 1011-nucleotide messenger RNA. RefSeq lists its product as uncharacterized. The record is from RefSeq and is a predicted model, not a curated record. Lineage: Eukaryota; Metazoa; Arthropoda; Insecta; Diptera; Drosophilidae. Bases 1 to 1011 code for a protein of 336 amino acids. The transcript has 3 exons.